Phyllotreta striolata is the source of this 1713-nucleotide messenger RNA. NCBI's taxonomy places the organism in Eukaryota, Metazoa, Arthropoda, Insecta, Coleoptera, Chrysomelidae. The record is from the annotation of a GenBank genome assembly.
GUAUUAUAUACUUUUAUCUCAUAGAUAUAUUCAUAGAUCAUUUGAAUAUAUGACAUACUGGUAGAAUUAAUUAAACAAUCAGAGAAUAUUUGCUGACUAAUUCACAAAUUGCCACUUGUGAAUUUCGUGUUUUUUACGAGUACCGCUUUUAUAAGUCUGUUAUGUUACAUAAUAGUUGUUUAAUAAUGGAUAAUAAUUGCAUGCUGAUUGUUUUAUGAUCGAAUUUAAAGGAAGGUUUCUAUGCUGGCUCGUUUGUAGUCGCCGCGAUUUCGAGCGGAAUAUACGUAAUUUAGUGCGGUAAUUUGUUGGUGAAAUAAAGAAAAUGCGAGUGGGCAUCAUAGGAGCUGGUGCAGCCGGAUUGACUUCGGCUCGCCAUGUUAUUCAGAACGGUUUCCAAUGCGACGUUUUUGAAAUAUCCGACAAAAUCGGUGGAGUUUGGGUUUACACAGAUCGCGUAGGUCACGAUGAAUACGGAUACCCCGUAUACUCGGCCAUGUAUCAAAACCUCAGGACUAAUCUGCCCAAGGAAGUUAUGGGAUUCCCGGAUUUUCCUGUACCCGAUAAGGAGAAGUCCUAUUUAACUCAAAAAGAAGUUCUGCAGUUUUUGAACCAAUACGCGGAUUAUUUCGAAUUGAGGCAACACGUGAAAUUCAAUUGUAUGGUAACCAACGUUCGUCCUCUACCUAAUAACAAAUGGGAAUUAACGCACGUUUUCAAACAUACUAAUGAAGUCUCCACUAAUGAAUACGAUGCAAUAAUGGUAUGCAACGGCCAGUAUAACGAACCCUUCGAACCUACCAUUGAAAAUGUAGAUAAUUACUCAGGGGAGGUAAUACACAGUCACAUAUACCGUUCGGCAGAAAAAUACAAAGAUAAACGGAUACUGACUGUGGGAGCUGGUCCUUCGGGGCUCGAUUUGACUUUGCAAGUCGCCAAAUUCGCGAAAAAAGUUUAUUUCAGCCACCAUUUCGAGAAGGCAUCCAUUACCAAAUUUCCUCCUAACGUCGAGCACAUAACUGACGUAAAGCGAAUCGUCGGAGACAAAACCGUAGAGUUCGCGAACGGUUCUCGUCACGACAUCGAUGUCAUAAUACUAUGUACGGGGUACAGGUUCAAAUUUCCGUUUCUAGACGAGUCUUGCGGAAUCAGGAUAGACGAUAAAUUCAUACAGCCGCUCUACAAGCACAUGAUACACUUGGAGAAACCGACUAUGUGCUUUAUCGGGAUACCGUACAACGUUUGCACGUUCCGCAUGUUCGAUUUGCAGGCGAGGUACUAUUGCGAGUAUUUAAAAGGAUCGAUGAGCCUUCCUUCCACGGAGGAAAUGAGACGCAUCACCGACGAGGAAAUGCAGAAAAGAUGGGCGGCUGGCUUGUCGAAGAGAGACUCGCACAUAAUGAACGAGUACCAGGAGGACUAUUUCAACGACCUGGCGAAAGAGGCGAACAUCGAAACGAUUUCCCCUGUUUAUGUUAAAUUGUACGACAUGAGCAUAAUGAAAUUGUACACUGAUUUGAUGAAUUUUAGAGAGAUUAAUUACAGAGUUAUCGACGAUGAAAAUUAUACUGUAGUUAAUUAGAUAUUUCUGUAUUACUGUGAAAUAAAAAGACUUAUUAACACUAUGUAUGUGUAUUACCAAAUAAUUAUUAUUGAUAAUCAUAUAUUAUCAUGAGUAUGUAGUAAAAUUUGAAUAAUACAUAAUAAAAACAAUUC